GCUCGUUCUGCCCUCCUCGGAACCUCCCGCCUCAGAAUUGACUCUGCGCUGUCGGCGGUCGUCCUCUAUCUCUCUCUGUCACGCUUCUCCCCUCUCUCUUGAGCAAUGGCUGCGGCCACGAACGCUCCGACUCCGCCUCAGCCAACGGCCGCAUCUCCUCCCCGAUCUAUCCACCGGAAACCGGUGCCAACCCUGCCGCUGGGCCAGCAUGAUCGCAGCGACUCCCAGGGCAGCUCUGCCACGACCGACGUGCCGACUUCCGAUACGACCGAGUCGGCCACAAUACGGGCGUCGCCUGUCUCCCCCGUGAGGGUCAAUUUCCACCCCGACAAUUGGGCACGGCCGUCAAACGCGAGCAUAGAGGGCGGUCACAUACCCGCGUCGUCGGCGUAUACCGACGGUCGUGAACGGGAUUAUCCCCAGGCGUUACACCCUCACUCUCCUCGCAACAAUGCCUUCGACCAGACCAGGACUUUGACGCCUAAACAGCCCCCGUUCCCGGACCAACCCGGUCCUGGUCGGCUGCUGUCUCCCAGAUUCUCUAGCGAUCUCCCUCAUAGGUCCGCUCAAGAAAAGGUCCUGGACCCUGCUCCCGUGCCGACGGCCCCGGAACUAGCACACAUGAGAAAUUCGGCCACCCUAGAGAUGGACGACCAAAGCCUUACGGGGAGCUCUCGUAGCGAUGACCCGAACCGGCAUAGCCGUGAAUCAGAUACGACUGCGAGCACACAGAACCAAGCAUCAACGGAGGCGUCCAUCGAGACGAGCGCAAGCUCGGUAUCCGGGGGAUUCGGCGAUGUGUACGAGAGCAAGCUCGAGGAUACCGCUGAGGAUUCCUUCGCGGAUCACUCGGUGCCGCAAUUACAAUACCAUCACCAGCCGUUCCUCCCGCGAGUCUCCAGCCUCCCUCUAGACUCGUCAUCCAGAGACUCGUCGAAAUCCGACCUGGGGGAGGCUGGCACAGCCAUAAACCGCCAUCUCACUCCGAAUUCGUACGUGAGAAGGAGCUCGCUUCCUCGGCCUCAAUCGGCAUACUCGGGGUAUUCUGAAUUGGGGGCGCGUGGGCGCUCGCCCGGCUUCGGUGCCGGUCUUCCGCGUACCUCUUCAGCGCAGUCCCGCAAGUCUCCCGAGACCCGACCGGUGUCCUACGCAGAGCUACUCAACGUUCCCUAUCCUCAGCAGGCCCCGGCUCCCAUCACAUUCGAUAAUUCCUACCUGCGGAAUAACGUCGGGUCCAAUGCCUCCCUGUUGAGCGCGGCGAAAACGCUGGAGAUGUACCGGCAAAACGUCAAGAAGACAAACGACUUUUCCAUUCAGUAUUCGUUUGCCGUCUUCUUGAUUUCGACGGCGCAGGAGCAAGGUUUGAAUUCGGACCAGCUGUCUCGGAGAAAAGGUGGUCCGAAGGCAAAUCCGCAGCAGCAGGACGGGUCGGAGUCUUCUCCAGCUGAGUUAAUCCGAGAAGCUAAAAGCAUAUUAACGAGGCUAGCCAGCGCGGGUUAUCCCUUUGCGCAGUACUACCUAGCCGACGGUUUCGCUUCAGGCCUGUUCAACAAGGGCAAGGAGGACUACAAUGCCGCUUUUCCCCUCUUCGUGUUGGCUGCGAAGCAUGGUCACGCUGAGUCUGGUUAUCGCGCCGGGCUAUGCUACGAAUUCGGGUGGGGUUGUAGAAAAGACCCGGCCAAGGCCGUACAGUUUCUCAGAACGGCGGCAUCCAAGAAUCAUCCCGGCGCCAUGACAAGGCUCGGGAAGGCCUGUCUCUCCGGAGACCUCGGAGAAAACCGGUAUAGGGAGGGUGUGAAAUGGCUGAAGCGCGCCACCGAGUCAGCAGACGCCAUGUAUAAUGCCGCCCCGUAUCACCUUGGCGUGCUGUACGAAACCGGCUACGGCGCCGAUAUCUUCAAGGACGAGAGCUAUGCGGCCGAGCUGUUUACCCAGGCAGCCGAGCUCGGACAUGCCGAGGCGAGCUUUCGCAUGGGAGAUGCUUAUGAGCACGGCAAGCUAAACUGCCCGCGAGAUCCGGCCUUGAGCGUCCAUUUCUAUACUGGUGCGGCAGAACGCGGUCAUGCCGCAGCCAUGAUGGGAUUGUGUGCUUGGUACAUGGUGGGAGCCGAUCCGAUCCUAGAGAAGGACGAGGAGGAAGCCUAUGAGUGGGCACGUCGGUCUGCGGACCUUGGGUUCGUAAAGGCUCAGUAUGCUGUGGGUUAUUUCACGGAAAUGGGAAUAGGCUGCCGCCGCGACAUACUGGAAGCCAAUGUGUGGUACGUUAAGGCAGCCGAUGCCGGCGACGAGCGGGCAAAGCAGAGACUGGCUGCUAUCCGAGCCGCCGCAAGCGGGGGCACUCCUAUGGACGUCGCCCCCCCACGAAACUCGAAAAUGAGGAAGAAUCAAGCUAAGGACGACAAGGAUUGCGUCGUAAUGUAAUAUGUGUCCUAGGCGACGAGACUCCCCAAAUAUGCGGAAGGGGCAGGCUCGGCUUCCAGCAACGAGGCACGCUCAUUGUGGACGCGGCUCAGAGUUACUCACUCAACGA
This is a messenger RNA of Durotheca rogersii, 2530 nucleotides long. Its product is annotated as HCP-like protein. Gene Ontology annotation, molecular function: protein binding. NCBI's taxonomy places the organism in Eukaryota, Fungi, Ascomycota, Sordariomycetes, Xylariales, Xylariaceae. The transcript is spliced from 2 exons. The record is from RefSeq and is a predicted model, not a curated record. The coding region runs from base 106 to 2421 and encodes 771 amino acids.